This is a messenger RNA of Suillus subaureus, 788 nucleotides long. RefSeq lists its product as uncharacterized. Bases 398 to 586 code for a protein of 62 amino acids. The record is from RefSeq and is a predicted model, not a curated record. Lineage: Eukaryota; Fungi; Basidiomycota; Agaricomycetes; Boletales; Suillaceae. The transcript is spliced from 5 exons.
CUUUGUAUAACCCUCCUUUCGAGCCCACUACUCCACCAACCCCAGUAUUCGUAUACUCAUACCCGCUCCUCACAUGCUCCAACUCCCCACCACCACCCCCGCUCCCACUCAAAGCCACCCCGCAGAAUACCUGGAAAAAAUGAGCAAGGAGAAUUUGGAGGUAAAUACGGUAAAAAUUUAAGUGUCAACAACAAGUUCGUAUGUGUCCCAAAUGCAGAUUCCAAGGCCAUUUUGUCUCCCGAAGGUGUAUAUGCAGGAGCAUACAACCUUCGACUGUGAAGUCGCUUCUUGCGCUCAUUUGCCACACCGCCAGCUCCCGACUAACCGAGGAGUCCAAGGUCUCGCAAUACUGAACCUAACGGCUCGCUGUAGAGCAGUAUAAGGAGUUCAACAAAUCAUGAUAACAACAUCAAUUCCGAUCUCGUCAAUCGCUGACAACGCAGGAGUGAUGCUGUCAGAAGGCCAGUCUAUCAGACUUGAAGCCAUCGGCGGAAAGAAUCUUUUAAAGUCCCUUCCUAGUGCGCAUGCCCGCAGAGAACUAAUUAUAUGUCCUUCAAACUCGGUGAAAUGGGACUCCAGGGAUUAGAUAUCGGGGUACUGUCAUCCGAGAGAUCUGAGCGUGGGGUGAUACUGUGACUCUGCAAGGCAAUCCACAGAGGCUUGCAGACAUGAUUUGAAAACUGACUUUCGGUUGACGAUCCUUUCAAUGGGUGAUCCACUUGCCAUUCGUCUAUAUCUCAUUGCUUGUACAUCUCGUAUUUUGAAUCCAUACUUGUCUCUCGGGCUAU